AUGCAAUAUUGGAAAGUAGCCAAAUUAGCUAAUUAACUCUAUGAUGAUUGGGAUAAGAUAAAGGGAAAUGAAAAACAUUCAUAGAAUUACAAAGAUUAAAUAUUGAAAGAUGCUCAUUAAAAUCGUAAGGAAUCCGAGGAGAAACUCUUGGUUUACAAAUCCAUCGUGAAAAGAGCAAAUGAAUUCAAAAGAUAUUACUGUGAACAGAUGUCUUAGUUAUUAAAACGGCUUGAAGAGCAUGAAGUAGAGAGAAUACAAAGUCUUAAAGCUGCUGCUGAUAAGAUUAUUGUAUAUGAGACGUCAUAUGAGAUGAAUAAUAAAUAUGAUGCCAAAGCUUUUGUAAAGGUAUCUGAAUCUAUAAACGAAGACAGAUAGAUUAAGUUCUUCAAGUCAAAGGUCAAUUUAAUGAAGACUUAUGAUUAGAAGGAUUUGUAAAUACCUGUGAGCCCAACUCCUUCUAAUCAGCAUUCUAAGCAUUAGAUUUUCGGUAUUCCUUAGAAGCAACUAUCUCAUAAAACUGAUGAUUCAUUGGAUGAGGAUAUGCAGAUAGAGAUGUUAGGUGGUAGACUAUCCAAUUAAUCUUUAACUACAAAAUUAACAGAUCCAGUCUCAAGAAAACUUUCAGAUGACAUGGAAGGAUUCUUGAGAGAGGCAAUCUUUAAUUGUUAAGCAACCAACGAGGAUGUACUUAAGCAGUUUAAGUCUAUGAUAGAGACGAAUUCGGGGAGAAUUAUUUAUAUGAAAAAACUUAAUAUCUUUAGAACUAAUUAGCAGUGCGCUUUAUAGAGCAGGGAAAAUUACAAUAAUCUAUGUAAAAUAAUGAUGAUUAUGCUCGACGAAUGCCAUAAACAAAUGGAUGUUUAAUGUGCAAUGAAAACGCUAGUAUUUUCUAACAAUUUCUACAUUGAGAACAAAGAAGCAGGCUAGAGGCCAAGAGAUUACCUAUAGAAUGGGAUUUCUUAGCAUGAAAUCUGGAAAGAUUUUAAAUUCUGGGAAAGAGCUAUAUAUGAAUAAAUCUAGUGUGAGCUUAGUGAACAAAAGAACUAUGUAGAGUUAGACAAGAAUAAUGUCACAAAAUAAAUAGUAUUUGCAUAACUCUGCUCGCUUCAACAUGAGAUGCUAUGCUUUGAUCUAGAUAAAGAAAAAAUAAAAGAUCUAAUUCAGAUAUUCUGUCAUAAUUACAAACUAAUUCAAAAAGAUAUUACAGAUUUAAAUACAAGACUAGUGAACUUUGGCAUCUUCGAAGGAGAUAGCACACCCAAAGAAAAUUACUCUAAUUACGCCAGCGGAUAGAUUUAAAGUGAAGCAAAGAGAGGUGUCCCACAGUGGCUCAAAGAGAUAGAAAACUAUGAUGUAAAUCCCUUUGAUGUUUAAUCGAAUAAUUUAUAGAGGCCUAGAGAUUAGAUGAGCAGUAGCAUGAGUUUUAAUGAUAGCUCCUAAUUGGGAAUAAGUCUGGGUAAUACAACAGCUAAUUUGUCAAUGACUCAGUAGAAAUCAUCAGAGUCGUCUAAAAUCUCUAAAAAUCCAAGUAAUGCUCAUCUGCUGAAUCCCAAUAUUAAAAGUAGCAGCGGGGUAAACAAUACAAAAGAGUUCAGUGAGUAAAGGAUUCAACUUCCUCAAACGUUAAUGAAGAGAGGGGUAAGUAUGGGAUCAGGCUAGAAAACCUAAAAUUUUAUAUACCAGAAGCCUUGA
This is a messenger RNA of Stylonychia lemnae, 1692 nucleotides long. The record is from the annotation of a GenBank genome assembly. NCBI's taxonomy places the organism in Eukaryota, Ciliophora, Spirotrichea, Sporadotrichida, Oxytrichidae.